Molecule: messenger RNA, 660 nt
Organism: Linum trigynum
Lineage: Eukaryota; Viridiplantae; Streptophyta; Magnoliopsida; Malpighiales; Linaceae
Source: the annotation of a GenBank genome assembly
AUGGCGAAUAUUCAAGUAGCCUUUCUGCUGAGCCUAUUGAUGGCUCUCACUUUCUGUUGCCUCACAUUUGCCGUUGACCCAGCAUCUCUUCAAGACUUCUGUGUGGCAGAUAGUAACAACCAAGUGAAACUGAACGGAUUCGCUUGCAAAAACCCUACUUGGGUUCAGGCAAAUGACUUCUCCUUCAGCGGCCUCCACAACCCUGGCAACACAGGCAACCCUUUUGGCUCAGCUAUCACCCCUGUUACAGUGGCUCAAAUUCCAGCGCUCAACACUUUGGGAAUCUCGUUGGUCCGUAUCGAUUAUGCUCCAUGGGGCGUUGUUGUUCCUCAUUAUCAUCCUAGAGCCACCGAAAUUAUCACAGUCGUCGAGGGAUCUCUCGAAGUUGGAUUUGUCACAUCAAAUCCUGAUAAUCGUCUCAUCUCCAAAACUCUUCGGAAGGGAGAUGUAUUUGUGUUUCCAAUUGGGCUAGUUCACUUCCAGCGGAAUGUUGGCCACAUGAAUGCGGUGACAAUUUCUGGUUUGAAUAGCCAAAAUCCAGGAGUUAUUACCAUUGGCAAUGCUGUUUUUGGCUCCAAGCCUGACAUAUCCAAUGACAUUCUCGCAAAGGCGUUCCAGGUUGACAAGAACAUUGUGAACCAGAUCCAGGGAAAGUUUUAA